Salvelinus fontinalis (brook trout) is the source of this 5911-nucleotide messenger RNA. RefSeq names its product tumor necrosis factor receptor superfamily member 13B-like. Gene Ontology annotation, cellular component: plasma membrane. The record is from RefSeq and is a predicted model, not a curated record. Bases 3970 to 4734 code for a protein of 254 amino acids. Lineage: Eukaryota; Metazoa; Chordata; Actinopteri; Salmoniformes; Salmonidae. The transcript is spliced from 4 exons.
CUGCAUCACAUCCGGCUGUGAUUGGGAGUCCCAUAAGGCGGCGGCACUUGCACUGAGAUGCAGUGCCUUAGACCGCUGCGCCACUCGGGAGCCACUGCCAGGUGCAACAGUUUAAGUGGGUCAAGAACUGCAGCGCUGCUGGGUUUUUCACGCUCAACAGUUUCCUGUGUGUAUCAAGAACGGUCCACCACCCACAGGUCAUCCAGCCAACUUGACACAACUGUGGGUAGCAUUGGAGUCAACAUUGCCCAGCAUCCCUGUCGAACGCUUUCGACAUCUUGUAGAGUCUAUGGGCAAAAAAGGGGGAUGGGGGGGUGCGACUCAAUAUUAGGAUGGUGUUCCUACUGUUGGUAUGCUCAGUGUAAGUCAUCUAUGCAUCAUGGGCUAGGCUCUGACAAUGGGAAUUCCAAACCACCAGUUUGUAUGACUCAUUUAAAAAUGUAUAGAAAGACCAAAGUCUUGGGGUAAAAUGGGGAUCCUUUUUAAUCCUCAUAUUAUUUUUUUUAUUUUUUUUCACCUUUAUUUAACCAGGUAGGCUAGUUGAGAACAAGUUCUCAUUUGCAACUGCGACCUCCAACAUGUAGUUAUUAGCCAGUCAACUUGUCACAAUGUUUGCUAGGAGCUUAUUCCUUUUGUAACAGGAAAUAAAGCAAUAUGGCACACAGUCUUAAAAAUAGCUUUUCAUUGAUGAAACGAUAUUCCUGAGAAAAUGCAGUGUUUUAUGCCUUGAGAACAGCAUAUUUGUGUGUGUGUGUGUAUGCACAUGCAUGUGCGUGGGUAUGUGACAGAAAGAAAUAUGUGUGUGAGAGAGAAGCAACAAAGGGAGCUCUUUAUAGCACAAGCACAAAAGAGCUUGGGAUUUACUGUAUGCUGGCAGGGGCAGUGUACCCAGAACAAUAUGGUUAAAAUGAGUUAGAUUGCGACAACCAAUCCCCAUUUUUUUUUCAUAACGGAGUUGAUAGUAACAAUCCCCGAUUCCAUGUGACAACAAUCCCCAAACCUAGCAAAAAUGCUAACUAUAAUGCUAGUUACCACAUUGCUCACAUCUGUAGCCAUGAAAUGCUUUGAAAGGUUGGUCCUGGCUCACAUUAACACCAUCAUCCCAGACACCCUGGACCCACUCCAUUUCUCAUUGCAAUAAAAUGCAAAUGAAUUACUUAAAAAUCAUACAAUGUGAUUUUCUGGAUUUUUUGUUUUAGAUUCCGUCUCUCACAGUUGAAGUGUACCUAUGAUACAAAUGACAGACCUCUACAUGCUUUGUAAGUAGGAAAACCUGCAAAAUCAGCAGUGUCUCAAAUACUUGUUCUCCCCACUGUAUAUUUGCAUAUGUAUGCAUACGUGUAUGUAUAUGGAUAUACAGUAUUUUAUUACCAAAAAAAGAUAUGGGGGAUAGGAACUGAUGCAGACAAUUACAUUGAUGGAAGCAACAAUCUUUCCGCAAUAUUAAGCUGAUCCACCCCUUAAAAAAAAAUACAUGCUCACACACACAAAACAUACACACACAUGCAUAUUAACGACGCACACACACACUCACACAUAGACACACUUUCACACUCUAAACAUCCGCUGCUGCUACUCUGUUUGUUAUCCGUUUAUCUAUCCUGAUUGCCUAGUCACUUUUACCCCUACCUACCUCUACAUUACAUAUGACCUCAAUCACCUCAACUACUUCGUACCCCAGCACAUUGACUCGGUACUGGUAGUCCUUGUAUAUGACCUCAUUGUUGUUAUUUUAUUGUGUUACCAUUUCCUAUUUAUUUUUGCAAAUGUUCUUACUAUUUAACUCUGCAUUGUUGGGAAAGGGCUUGCAAGACCACACCUGUUGUAUUCGGCCCAAGUGAUGAAUAUAAUUUGAUACUUCCAUAGUUCAAGAAAAUAGCAACACAUAUAAAAACACAUACAGUACAUUCCCGUCACCUAAAUGUUUUGCCAUGCCGAUAUUAAUUGACCAGGUGGAUGAGUUCUUUCCAAAAAUUCACACAUUUUAAGUUUAGAAUUAUUACACAGUGCCCUCUGGAUUGGUAGUAAUAAGCACCGGGACAACCAACCCCAUGAUACAAUCAACCGUGGUCUCCCCUAAGUAGCCUUGCAUGAGCGAGCCGGAACAGCUCAUAGGAGCAGGAGCCUAUCUCCUGUGUCUGUAGCGUGAGGCAGCUUGAUGUACAAGUACAGCCCCUGGAAAGUAUGUGGCUAGUCUAUAGCAGAGCCUUACCCCCCAAUCAUAUCUCCUUAAUGCUACCUGCCUUUCAGAGACACAUCAGGUCCCAUUUUCACAGUCUUUGGUAUGAGUCUGCCUGGGAUCAAACUCUCAACCUUCCGAUCUCAGGGCGGACACUCUAACCACAAGGCCACUGAGUUGAUGCUGUUAUUACAGGUUAAUCUACAAACUACUUGCAUGCAUGUGAAAACAUAAACAUUGAUUUGAAGUGAAUCUGCUGUGUGUAAGUCGAGCAAUAUUUAUGAGCAGUAGCUUAUGAAACAGAUAUGCAUGCAUACCGUAUGUAACCUCUCUGUCAGUGUUAUUAAAAACAGACAAUUGUUAUUCUGCAAAACACCUGCGCAAAUGAACUGAAUAUGGUUAUGCUCAUCAGAUGAGUGCAUGCUCAUUCAAACAGCAUGGUAAGAUGGUCAUGGAAGUCAAUUGCAAUAUAAGAACCUCUCCGGUAUAUUGCUCUCCAAGUCUGCAUUCUCCAUGAACUUGACAUGAAACUGACAUUGUACCAAUUGUACCAUGUGUAAAUGACACACCACUGAAAAUGACUUACGGUCUCAUUCAACAUUUGGGGAAGGUAGGCAAAUUCAUGUUUCUUAGUAAUAGUAUAUACAUAGAUAUGACAAAACUCCACAUUUUAGUCACAAUUCACACCUAUCAAGCCUGACUCAUCAUAACUGGAGAAGAGCUUACCUUCAGUGCAAGGGGGAAGUCCCAGACAAUGCAUUGUGGUUGCACCCAAAUCAGCCCCUAACUCAAAUACAUGUAGCCCAAGGUCACUGCAAGAGGGGCACAUUUCAAGCUGAGAUCCUUAGAUGUCUUUCUUCUCUCUGUAGGUAAGUCAUACGAUAUUGUGUUUUAUUACAUUGGGCAUUGUUAUUCUAUUCCAUUACGAGAUGUAUUUUUAGUUACAAGUGAGCUGGUUAUUAAUGAGUAAGCACUUGAUGGUUUAUAACUUUUUCAAAGAUGGAUGGAUGUUGUCUUUGAUUAUUCAUAGACCACCUGGGAAUGGUAUUGAGGGAAAACAUAAAUAAUGUUUACUUAUCGGAUAUCCAGAAUUAAAGAUCAACAUCAUGCCUUGAAUACAUGACUUAAGCAAUGAGCCAUUGCUUAUGCUAUAGAGUGUUACACCAACAAAGACACCACCAUGUGUGGUAAAAGGAAUGAAUAAUCAGUAAAGGCGUUAAAUGGUAUUGUUGGAGAAUGAUUUAGGCAAAUUCACAGAUAAGAACAAAUGUAUAAGUCAAUUUUAUGAAGUUGAAGACCAAGGCGAGGCGUAGCUUUAUUUGUCGAGCGUGUCAUUUCUCCAGCUCAGUGAUUUUGUGCCCAGUAGAGCACAGCGCAGUAUGCCUCUGUCAAGAAACGUGCAUUUAAAUCGUUGAAGUUUUGUAUAGAGGCUUGUCCUCUCUUCUGAUACCUUCUAGAGUUUCUUGGACAGAAUAAUAUAUUGGACAUGAGUAAAUCAUCAUUUUUUGUAUCCAGUUUGUUUGAGCCUGCUUGUCUGCCUGUAGACGAACCCACACCAUCUAAAAGUAAAGAAGAAAAAUAGAACACAAAAUCUAAGGAAGUCCAUCAUAAAGUAAUGUCAAAUCUGGAAGCCUAACACCCCCCAAAAUCAACUUGAUUAGUGUCAGGUUUGAAACAAUCCCAACCAAGUGAUACAAAGCUGAUUACGCAAGGAUUCCAUGAACUGACACUGAUUUCCCUCUGCCUGUCAUUCAGUGAGUCAGAGUGUGAGUUGACACCCGAGCUGAGCCAUGGGGUUAGGCUGUCCUGAGGGUCACUUCUGGGAUGGCCUGGUCAGGAAGUGUAUGACCUGUCAGAUGGUCUGCCAGCAGCCUCACCACCACCUCAGAUGCAUCGAGUUCUGUGUGUCUCUAGGGUGUAAGGCAGUCCCAGGGCAGUACUACGACAGGCUGUUGAAGAAGUGUCUGACUUGUGCUGUGGUGUGUGGCAACCAUCCCUCAGAGUGUUCCCACCAAUGUCAGACCCAACAGCCUGACUUGAACGCAACCUUAAGGCCUGUGGACGGGACAGUCUUCCAGAACCCUACCACCAAGGGGGGCUCCCUACUCAGUGGUCUGCCUAACUCAGUCAUCCUGGUGUACUCUCUGCUGGGCUUGUGUCUGGCUCUGCUGCUGUUGACCGUGUCUUUGGCCCUGCUUGUGCUGCUGAGGAGGGCCAGCGCCAGAGGUCCCCGACCAGGGGCCACACAGAGCAGUCCCACCCAGGGCCGUGGAAGCCAGGAGGCCCAAGAGCCUAACCAGCACAGCAAGUCCUCCAAAGACAACCUGAUGGAUCCAUCCCUGCCCAAGCUGAACAGUGUGACAGCGGGCCGUUCGUCCAGCCCCAUAGAGACCUGUGUGUGUGUCCACUGCUUCCCUGACCUCAGAGUGCCUGGCAGAGGAGAGAAGCAGCAGAGACCCCCUCUGACCCUCUACCAGCAGGCUGUCCCCCAGGACGUUCACACUUGUGGAUCAUCACAGAAAAUCAUCUGCUCCCCCUCUCAGCCUAGCUUCUGACAGGAGCAGAACUGAAACCGACUGGACACUACAACAAUCAUAGAGAUCCUAUUGAAUUACUGGAGGGGCUAUGUCACAAACCCUCAAAGUUCCAUAAUGGGGUGAAAAUGGCAGCAAUCUUGGUCAGGGAGAAAUCCAAAAACCAGUGUAAUUGGAAUGAAUGGCAGAGGCAUAGGUGACACAUUUCCUGCUUUUACCUAUGCAGGAAAAUAAAAGUAAGGCAGGUGAUGUAUUAAAUGUGUAAUGUAAUUAUAGUCAACCUAAAAUAGUAUUGUAAUUAUAAAAACUUUUGAUACUGGUUUUACACCAAUUUUCUGUACAAAUACAUGUAAACAGAAUAUGUCUGACUUCGUUUUCUUGGAAAACGGUGUGCUACUCUAUGAUACAAUAUCAUUACUUGUUGCAUUUAGGUCUCGAAGUCAUAUCAUCAACUGAUUUGCGCCAGUGUAUGGCUGUGUAUUGACUGCCUUGUUUGAACGGAAUGUUUGCUUGUUGGCAGUUAAUUAGAAACAUUCAUGGUGUCAUUCCUCAAAAACUGGUUGGCCAGCUAGCUAGCAAACACCCAUACUGUCAUGCCCUGAUCUGUUUCACCUGUUCCUGUGAUUGUUUCCACCCCCUCCAGGUGUCGCUUAUUUUCCCCAGUGUAUUUAUCCCUGUGUUUCCUGUCUCUCUGUGCCAGUUCGCCUUGUAUGUUUCCAAGUCAACCAGCGGUUUCCCCGUUCUCCUGCAUUCCCCUUUUUCUAGUCCUCACGGUUUUGACCCUUGCCUGUUUCUACUCUUUGUACCCGCCUGUCUGACCACGAGCCUGUCUGCCACUCUGUACCUCCUGGACUUUGACCUUUUUGCCUGUCCCUUUGGAUUAAUUAACUUUGUUAGACUCCAACCAUCUGCCUCCUGUGUCUGCAUUUGGGUCUCACCUUGUGCCUUGAUACACACAGAGCAGAUCGAUCCUUCACAUUCAUUGUUUUACACUAUCUUAACACAGCACUGGCAAACCAAGGAUGACCAACUCCCUGACCAUCAUGAGGUUCAUGGCCAUUCUAGUAUUAUAAUUCCUAAUUAUCGCAAUGAACAACCCUAGACAGAUUUGACACCAUCCACUCCAGGGUAGUUUCCCCUAGGUACAGAUCUAGGAUCAGCUUGCCCUCCACAAUCCUAACCUGAACCAUUACGAGGG